Molecule: messenger RNA, 1464 nt
Organism: Parastagonospora nodorum SN15
Lineage: Eukaryota; Fungi; Ascomycota; Dothideomycetes; Pleosporales; Phaeosphaeriaceae
Exons: 3
Coding region: 1-1464 (487 amino acids)
Biological process (GO): proteolysis
Molecular function (GO): aspartic-type endopeptidase activity
Source: RefSeq, a predicted model, not a curated record
AUGAUGAAGCUUCAAACCUCGACUGCAAUGCGCGGCUCAGCGAUCGACAACAAGCGCCAGACCCACAGUGCCACAGCGAAUGGUUCAUGUCAUGCGUGCGCACCGCCACUCGCCGCUCGCAGCCAUGAAGUCAUCGGCGUUAUUCUCAGCAACGCUGGUGUCUCUGGCCGGUGCAGUCAGCCUGGUGCCACGCGAAGCACCGUCCAGCAGACGCUUGACAACCUCGAAACGCUUUACUACGCCAACGCAAGCUUAGGCACGCCGCCGCAACAGUUUCGCCUGCACAUUGACACUGGCAGCAGUGAUCUCUGGGUCAACGCCAAAAACUCGCCGCUCUGUCAGCAAGGCGGCAACCAGUGUGGAGAGUCGGGCAUGUACCACGCCAACGACUCGUCGACAUACAAAUACGUCAAUGGUGUGUUCAACAUUAGCUACGUCGAUGGCUCUGGCGCGUCGGGCGACUACGCGACAGACGAUUUCCGCUUCGGCGGUCAGACAGUAGAAGACCUGCAGUUUGGCAUUGGCUACGAGUCCACCUCCCCCGAGGGCAUUCUUGGUAUCGGCUACACCAUCAACGAGGUCGCAGUUGGUCGCGGAGGCCUCGAUCCAUACCCGAACUUGCCGCAGAAGCUGGUCGACGAUGGCAAAAUUACCACGAACGCCUACUCCCUCUGGCUCAACGAUCUCGAUGCCUCCACGGGAAGCAUUCUUUUUGGAGGCGUUGACACCGACAAGUUCCACGGCACACUGCAAACACUGCCAAUCAUUCCGGAGCGCGGCGAAUAUGCCGAGUUCAUCAUCGCUCUGACCGGUAUGGGUCAAAACGGUCAAAACACUUCCAUCUUCGCAAACCAGAACGUACCCGUCCUACUCGACUCUGGCUCGUCACUCAUGUACCUGCCCGAUGCAGUUGCACGUCAACUGUACCAAAAGUACAACGCGCGCUUUGAUCAGGCCCAGGGAGCCGCAUACGUAGACUGUGAUUUGGCCAACCAACAAGGUUCACUCGACUUCGUCUUCUCGGGCGUCCACAUCUCUGUUCCUUUGAAUGAGCUCGUUGUUGUUGCUGCAGUAUCCCGCGGUCAGCCCAUUUGCCUGCUCGGCGUUGGACCAGCGGGUAACUCGGUGGCUGUUCUCGGCGACACCUUCCUGCGAUCUGCCUACGUUGUCUACGACCUCGCCAACAAUGAGAUUUCGCUCGCACAGACAAAUUUCAACGCCACAACCGAAAACAUCCAGGAGAUCCAAAAGGGCUCGGAUGGCGUGCCCAACGCCACCGGUGUCCCAGAUGCCGUAUCAACAGCUGCAGUCGGCACCGGCGGCCCUCGGGUCAACGGUCCCAGCGUGACUGGCGGUCUUGGAGGCUCGACGGGCGCCGCAAUGCCCGCCGCGACUGCGAACCCAUGGCUCGGCGGUGCGGCCGUAAUCGGCGCUGGUGCGCUGCUGGGCUUCAACGGCUUCUGA